GCCAGUAUAGCCUAGAGGGAGGAGACAAAUAACAAGGAAAUAAUGAGGGCUCUAGUAGAAAAGUAUUUUGCACAAAGAGGUAAGGAAAGGAACUACAGAGAAAGUCACAAUCUCUUUUGAAUGAUGAGGGUUUGCCAGGUGGAAGGGGAAAGGGGUCCCAGAGGGAAGCAGAGCUUGGUUCCAGGAAGAACUGCAAAUAGGAUGUGACUAGAAAAUAGGGCAUAAAUCCUGCCAGAACUGAGGCUGGAGAGAUGGGCAGGAGCAAGGGGUGGUGGGUCCUCGCUAUACCGUGCUUAGUAGCUUACCUUCUGAGCCAUAGGAAGCAAGAUGAUUAGCUUUGUGUUUGAGAAAGAUCACUCUGGAAGCAGCCUAGAGAAUGAAGUAGGGGAAGGACUAUUUUGGAGACUUGGGAUAGAAUCUCAGGCAGAACAUAAGGAAGGCUUGGACUGGAACAAUGGAGGCUGGAGAGAGAGACAUGGAUUUGAGAAAGUUUAAGGAGGUAGAAUCCGCUGCACUGGGUUGGCAUUUGAGUGAGAAUAAAAAGGGAGGUGUCAAAAAUGUUUCCUGAGUGUCUGGCGAGGAGUCUUACGCAAUUAAUUCGUGGUGGCACCUACUAUGGGAGGUAGGUGCGCGCAGAGCGACUGCGGGCGGCUGAUGGUUCAGCCCUUGGCCGGCGGGAUUGGACACGUGAGUUGAGAAAUCAGUCUGGGAUCACUCUUCUAAACAGAGAAGAGGGGAAGAAAAGGGAAGCUGAGAUUGAGAGGUUUUCUUGUCUCUUAGUAACUAACAUUGCACCCGUGGCUCAUCCCCCAGGGUUCUACCUAAACGUCCCGGGGCAUUUGGCGGAAGCUCUCUAGGUCCCGACCCUGCGAACGCUGGACCAGCAGAGGGCGCCAGGUGGGCCGCGGCCCCAGCCCCAGCCCCAGGGCGGCGUUAUGGCCGCCGCGCGGGUGCUGCUGCUCCUGUCCGGGCGCGCGGAGUCGCCGAGCUUCGCCCAGAGUGUGUGUGGCCUCCUGGGCGCCGGGCCAGGGCUCGGGCCGUGGCCCACGCACUGCGGCUUGAAGCGAGGACGACUCGUCCUCUCGGACGGGCCAUUCCCAGGCUCCUCGGCCAGGCUUCCGCUCCAGCGACCCCCUUUCUGCCCUUUUGCGGCCCUGGACCAGCAGCUCAGGACUCCGGGGGCCCAGCUGCCCAGCAACCGAGGUGUGGAUCUGGGUGUGGCCGUCCUUCUGCAGUCCAGCGACCAGUCUGUCUUGUUAACGCGCAGGACACGCACCCUCAGCGUUUCUCCCAACCUCUGGGUACCCCCAGGUGGGCACGUGGGACUUGAUGAAGAGCUGUUGGACGGAGGGCUGCGAGAGCUUCAGGAGGAGACUGGACUACAGCUGCCCCACGGCCAGUUCUCUUGGGUCCCUCUGGGGUUAUGGGAGUCUGCCUACCCUCCUAGGCUGAGCUGGGGUCUCCCCAGAUACCAUCACAUCAUUCUCUAUCUACUUGUGGUCUCCUGGGAGUCACAGCAGCAGCUGCAGGCCCGGAUCCAACCAAACCCGAGUGAGGUGAGCGCCUUUAUGUGGCUGGGACCAGAGAUAGCAGCUGCCGUGGCUGCUGCAGAGGAUGGGACAGAGACACCCACACAUCUUCCCCGGGACCUACCACCCUCUGUCCUUACAGUGGAACUAGGGGAGGACGAAAGAGCUCGACCCCUGGCCUUGCCCACAUCCACGCUGCUGCGGACGACCCCGACCACAGCAGAAGGCAACGAGAGGGUCAGCGCUGGGACCAAGUUUGCCCUCAGGCUCUGGCUGCAGCAUCUGGGCAGGUCCCCACCACCCACCCCCACCAGGGCCUGCAAGCAAGAACGGAACCUGGGACCCCUUCCCCCACUUGCCCCAAACCAGGGAUCUGGAGAGUGAGGUGUGGAACUCCCUCCCCAACCCCCCUCCGAGACAUUCACAGAACAUUCACAACCUUUAUUGUGGAUAAGAACUUUGCUACAACUUUGGGAAUAAAAAGUAAAAUUACAA
Molecule: messenger RNA, 2024 nt
Organism: Neofelis nebulosa (Clouded leopard)
Lineage: Eukaryota; Metazoa; Chordata; Mammalia; Carnivora; Felidae
Gene: NUDT17
Product: nudix hydrolase 17
Exons: 8
Coding region: 936-1913 (325 amino acids)
Biological process (GO): NAD+ catabolic process; NADP+ catabolic process
Cellular component (GO): cytosol
Molecular function (GO): NADH pyrophosphatase activity
Source: RefSeq, a predicted model, not a curated record